UGUUGGCGCAGAGGACUGAAGUCAUGGGUACGUUUCAUUACCUGUCAGAAGUCCAGGCGCAGCGCUGCUCUGUGGGCGCAGAUGAGUGAAAACAUCACUGCAUUUCAUUAUCUACUAUCAGGAGURCAUGAGGUCUGGAUGUUUUUGGCACUGUUCUGUGUGGGCCCCUUUGGAUCAAAGAUCUCUCUGUAGUGACCACCGCCUCCKGCGCAGGUACCUUUUCUUGAUAUGAGUAGUGGAGGGAGGCCCUCUCUCUCUCUCUCUCCGGCGCUGCUGGUUCAAGUGCUCGUGGGGACGAAGUCGCAGACGCUUGACGAUUAYGAUGAUGGCGUUUAUGGAGAUGAUGAKAAUGAUGGCAGUUAUGAAGAUGAUGAGAAUGAUGGCAGUGAUGACGAUGAUGGCGAGAGAAGGAUGAAGAUGAUGCGAAUGGAAGGAAGAUGUUCAUAAUGUGGCGGCGCUGUUUCUUUGACAUGGAUGAUGCAGGAGGUUGUCGAUGAUCGUCUGAAAAGGGUGAUAACCACAUGUCUGAAUUGUGCACAUUCUGUCUUGGUGUCUUGUUUGUAUUUUCUUUUUCAGCGUUUUCGUGUUUAGGGGGUACAUGCAUCCAUUCGUCGUGUACCGUUUGCCCAUUGACCAGACGACAGUAAGUGCGGUCCUUGAUUCUGGAGCCGUGGUCCUGGCCAUCUCCCUGCGGGUGGUGAGGAGGGCCGGCCGGUGGAAAGACGUGACUCCUCUCGCGGAGGGCGAUCACUUCGUUUCCGUCGACGAAGACUGGAGUGGACCAGAGACAGCGAGCACCCCCCCCAUGAACGAAGACGUAGAGUUAGUUAUCAUUCAAGCUUGGAGAACGGGGGUGGAAGGAGAUUUGUUGGGAUUCGUCUUCGGAUCGGUGGAAGCGGGACAUCGACAGCCGAUCGUGGGGGAACUUCUAAUCCUCCUCACGCAGAUUCUGGACGAUCUACCAAUCGACGUCAUCUCGCACUGCGACGAGAGUCCGGCGCCGCAUAUUCUUCCGUGCAGCCUGACGCCGUAUCUUCAGUGGUCGACAUGUUUGGAGGCUGAUUGGGACAACCGUAGUUACCCGUCACACGGUAACUACCUAAACCCCGCAGAGAUAAUCGAUUUUCUCUUCUUGGAUCGAGGUGAGCCGACGUCAGAAGAAGAAGAAAAAGACGAGGAAGAGGGAGACAAAUCCGAAGAUACCUCCGAGGAGGACGAGUAUUAUAGCGAGCAUAGUGAGCACGAAUCGGGGGUGAUAAGCAAAAAAGAAGAAGAGGAAGAGGAAGCAAGCGAGGAGGAAGAGGCAGAACAGGCGGGGACACAGGGAGAGGACCCGACGGAAGCAGAACGGCGGAGUGCAGAAAUAGCGGAAGGAAAGUAACCACUAAAACAAUCGGCGGGAACUGAAUUGCCAGUUCCAGACGAUCCGACCCGAGACCCGGAGCUGCCGACAGAGGACGAUGAGCGCUGCGCUACAGAGACUUCGAGCGCGCCGACGCGGAGGCAACGGAGCCGCUACCCCUCCCUUUCCCCCCGUCCCUCAGUUCGAGCAUGUGCCAAUGCGGGGCAUCGAGCUACGUCCCCGGUUAUUAUCCCGUCGUCCCCUUGAUUACCUUACACUCAGGCAAACUGAUACCCCGCUCGCAUUUCCCCAAAAUC
Chara braunii is the source of this 1659-nucleotide messenger RNA. NCBI's taxonomy places the organism in Eukaryota, Viridiplantae, Streptophyta, Charophyceae, Charales, Characeae. The record is from the annotation of a GenBank genome assembly.